AUGCCGUCAGAUCUAGAGCAGCUGCUCGAAAUGGGCUUCGACAAGGCCCGUGCCGAGCUUGCCGUCAAGAAGAGCGGAGGCCUGCAGGGCGCGCUGCAGUUCCUCGAGGAGACUCAGGACAAGCCCUUGGAUGAGCUCCAGGCGGCUCAGGUAGCUGAUGAUGAGGACGAGGAUGCGACCAAGGCCGAGAUCGCCGAGCUGGAAACAGGCGAGCAGGCUCGCUCUCUCAUCUGCAACGAGUGCGGCAAGCGCUUUCGUAACAAGGACCUCGCCAGCUACCAUGCCUCAAAGACCGAGCAUACAGACUUUUCAGAGUCAACGGAGGAGAUUGCCCCCCUGACAGAGGAGGAGAAGAAGGCCAGGCUCGUGGAGCUUCGCCAACGCCUGCAAGCCAAGCGGGCGGCGCAGUCCGAACAGGACAAGGAGGAGAACAAGCGCAACGAGAGAAUCCGGCAAAAGGCGACGAGAGAGACCCAGGACGCCAAGGAGGAGCUACAGCGCAAGGAACAGAUCAAGGAGGCUGCCCGCAAGCGACAGGAGAAGCUGGAAGAUCUCGAGGCCAAGAAGCGCAUCAAGGCCAAGAUCGAGGCCGACAAGGCCGAGCGCCGCCGCAAGGCCGAGGAGGCCAAGGCCGCGCGAGAAGGUCGCGCUCCCGAGGCCCCCGUCGCAGCCCCCCCUACGGGACCGUCCGCCCUCGCCGCCGCGACGACGACCAAGAGCGACCGCAACGAGGCACGGCUGAGGCUGCAGACGGGUUCCGGCAACAUUACCAAGACGCUGCCCGCCGACACGACGCUGUUUGAGCUGGCGCAGAUGGUGCAGAGCGAGACGGGCAACGCGGUGGCGAGCUUCAUGACGACGUUCCCGAAGAGGACGUUUGAGGGCGACGUGGAUAUGUCCAAGACGCUCAAGGAGGCGGGGUUUGUCCCUUCGGCGGUGCUGAUUGUCAAGUAA
Messenger RNA from Purpureocillium lilacinum, 954 nucleotides. NCBI's taxonomy places the organism in Eukaryota, Fungi, Ascomycota, Sordariomycetes, Hypocreales, Ophiocordycipitaceae. The record is from RefSeq and is a predicted model, not a curated record.